AUGCGAACUGGAAAAUCAAUAGACGAUACUCGACCAGCUAAACGCUUCAAGUCAGAAGACAUAAAACUAGAAAUUACUCAAACUGGAUUUGACUCUACUGAUGUGAAAGAUGUGGUUUUGAGAGAAGAAGAUAGUGUGGUUAUCAAGCAAGAACCAGAAGAAAAACUUGACUUUUCACCAUACAAUAUAGAAGAACCAUAUUCAACCGAAAACCAGAAAAGCUACUGUCAAAGAUGCAAUCAAUCAUUUGAAACAAGUGCUAUUUGCCAAGAACAUAUCAAGACAGCACACAGCCAAGGAACAACACAGACAACGCCAAAUGAAAGUGUAUCUUCUGAUGCGCCACUUGGUCUCAGUAAACCUACUUAUUACUGCGAUGCAUGUAAUCUGUCCUACAAGACAAAGACACACUAUUCAAGACAUCUUGCUAAAAAGCAUUCUACAAAUACAGAGCAAGGCAAUACCGACCUUCAGUCUGAUAUCAGCAAUCCUGACCUUUACUGUCAAUUAUGUGAAAGAAUGUUUUCGUCCAAGUCAAAUCUUAGCACUCAUCUUAGAAAGAGACACAACAUAGACAGAAGAUCACGUACUUUUUCCAACCCAAAUAUUCAGCCGGACCCUAAUGACCCCAAUUACUACUGUAAAUCAUGCGAAAGAAGCUAUUCAAACAAGAUCAGUUUCCAAAACCAUCUUAAACACUUGCAUGAUAUUAAAUUCUCGCAAAAACCCAUUAUUGUCAAUCCAAACAUUCAACCAUAUCCCAUUGACCCCAUUUACUACUGCAAAUUAUGUGAAGAAACAUUCGCAUGCAAGGAGACCUUUAAGUGUCACCUCAAAAACGUACAUAGUAUGGCGCCAAUUCCAAGUCGUAUCACUGCUGGUCCUAACAUUCAGCCGGAUCCUAAUGAUCCCAAUCACUACUGCAGGUCAUGUCAAAGAACUUAUUCAUCCAAGUCAAAUUUCAAUGCUCAUCUUAGAACUCUACACAGCAUGACUAUAAGAUCACGCAAUAUUAUCAACUGA
Messenger RNA from Gilbertella persicaria, 1023 nucleotides. RefSeq lists its product as uncharacterized. Lineage: Eukaryota; Fungi; Mucoromycota; Mucoromycetes; Mucorales; Choanephoraceae. Gene Ontology annotation, cellular component: nucleus. Gene Ontology annotation, molecular function: RNA polymerase II transcription regulatory region sequence-specific DNA binding; zinc ion binding; DNA-binding transcription factor activity, RNA polymerase II-specific. Gene Ontology annotation, biological process: regulation of transcription by RNA polymerase II. Bases 1 to 1023 code for a protein of 340 amino acids. The transcript is spliced from 2 exons. The record is from RefSeq and is a predicted model, not a curated record.